Molecule: messenger RNA, 306 nt
Organism: Auanema sp. JU1783
Lineage: Eukaryota; Metazoa; Nematoda; Chromadorea; Rhabditida; Rhabditidae
Source: the annotation of a GenBank genome assembly
AUGCUACUGGUUGUUGUCUUCUCUCAUCUUCUUCUCCAUAUUGCUGUGCUCAUGGAGCAUUGCGUUAAGUCCAUCACCAACUGCUUACCAAAUUCCAAACGACAAGCAGAGAAGUCAGAUGAGCUAACACUCAACACCUUCUCUACCAUUGAACAUACGAUUGUAGGAGGCGAAUUGUGUGAGAAGCGAACUCGCAAGAAGAGAAUAAAAGCCAAAACUAAUGAAAUUGAUCCCAAGUGGGUAUCGAACGAGCCACAAGCUGCUGUAGAUGAUCAUGGAAGUUUAUUCAGCAAUUUGAAUUUAUGA